Molecule: messenger RNA, 18615 nt
Organism: Callithrix jacchus (white-tufted-ear marmoset)
Lineage: Eukaryota; Metazoa; Chordata; Mammalia; Primates; Cebidae
Source: RefSeq, a predicted model, not a curated record
UCGAUUUCCGAUGCUGCUGGGUUGUUUUUUUUCUCCUCUCCCUCUCUCUCUUCUUCCCUUCCUUGCUCUUUGGAAGCUCAAGUCGGGAGAGGAGGCGCUCGGAGACUGCUGCUGGAGGGGACGGAGAGGGACGGGAAGGGCUGGGGGAGGGGACAAGGACAGACGGACCGACAGACCGAAAGCCCUGAGAGAAAGCAGACAGGGGUGUGGGAGGAAGAGGGCGUGCGCGGGGAUGGGGGGGAAGCGAGAGAUGCGGAGGUGGAGGGAGAAAUGGGAAAGGAAAAGGCAGAGGCCCGCCGGACAGACGGAGGGUAUCGAAAGCCUAGACGGACCGCGCCGAGCUGUGCAGGGAGCGGGGGUCCUGGAGGGAAAGGGAGGCCCGGUGAGUGUGAGGGCUUGCAGCUGUCAGCCUGGAGGGGCCUGGGUCUCGGCGGCCCCCCGCCGGCUGUGGGAAGGGAGAACCGCGGCCGGCGGGCUGAUGGAUGGGCUAGCACGCUGGGGCGUGGAGUGGGAGGGGUCGUGGAUACCCUCAAUCUUCGUUGGUUUUUGGCUGAAGUUGGGCUUUUCUUUCCUUUUUUUUGAAAGGGUUGAGUAGGUGAGGGGAGGCCACAACCCCAUUCAAGGUGAAGCGUGUCUCUGUCCUGCUCGCCCACCUCCACUACCCCCAUCUGCUCUUGGCUGCCCCUCUGAGUAGCCCUAUCAUUAUCAAGCACAGGACCAAGCUUCUCUCUGCGCCUGUAGCCCCGCUGAUCUCUGUCCAUGUGUCCCUGACUUUUGAUUUUGCUGUUAUUCAUCUCAUCUCUUCCAUCCCAUCCAUCUCUGGGUCUGUAUGUCACUGUCUCCGCUUGUGACCCUUCCCAUCCGAGUGAUCCUCUCCUUCUGUGUCCCUGUCACUAUGUGUCAUGCCUUGGCUGCCUGUUCUGUCGGUCUUGGACUCCAUGCCUGCUCCUUCAGAAUCUGUUUGGGUAUCUCUGGCCGUUUCAGGUUACUUUGGAAUUUGCUUAUCAGUCAUGUUUGUGGUGGUCACAGUUAGGGCCUGGAGGAGUGGGAUGGUGGACCAAAUGUAUCUCCCCCAAAGCCUCUAGUGCCUUCAGCAUGGCCAGGACAGCUUCCUCUUCCACCUUCACGAGGGAAGCUUUGGAACUUCCUAGCAUUGUUGACUAUUCCCUUUGCCAUGUGCCCGACUCCCUCAUCAGAACCUCACCUUCUGGUCUCCUGUGUCAUCUGCCUUACCAGGAACUUCCCACCACAAACCUUUUCCCUGCUGACUUAAUUUUACUCCCUUCCCCCACUUUAUCAUUGUAUAUUUUUUAUUUCCCCAUCUUGCUUCAUCCCUUUUUUUCCAUCUGUCUCCCAUCAUCUCUCAAGAGUUUCCACCUUUGUUCCCAUAAUCUGCCCUCUUCCUACCUUUUGUACUUGAUCACUCUAAGUUUCUUUUAUCCCUUUCCCUCUUACCCAGCAUUUUAACCCCAGCAGCAGAAGGUACCAGCAAGCAAGGGGCUGGGAGAGGUGCGGGGUACGGUUUGUGAAGGCACAUUAACAGGCCAAGAAAUAAAUUUAAUUGGCUUCCAAGGGCAUAUAACCCCUUCAUCAAUCAGUGCCAUUAUGUCAGUUAACUGUCAACUUUGAUUUUGUAAGGGGACAUUCCCUAGGACUCUAAGCUCCUCCCUGCCUAGCUGCCCCUCAUCCUUCAGUUCAUUCUAGAUAUCAGUUGCUUUUUCUUCACUUUUUAGUUCGUCUUCUUCCUUGGCCCCUGCUAUUAUCAUAGCACCAUUUUUUUUAUGAGGCAGUGUUUAUUAGUGUCAUAAAAGAUAUCGUAUCUGAGGAGCCAGGUUCAUUUCAGCCUGAAGAACAGUAAAGGUAGAUAAAGGAUCUAGAGAGUUUACCUUGGUUUUUAGCCCAUCAUUGUUUUUCCAAAUCUCAGGGUCUUGGAAAGGCAAGAGGAGGAGGGAGAAAUGGGCAGAAGAUAGAUGAUUUCAGAGGUGAACUGAAUUACAGAAAGGAAGCGGUGGUCAGUGCAAUAAACACAUGAGGUAGAGAAAUGUAUGAUGUGAGGGAGGAAAAUCUGUGCAGACUGGGGGCAGGGGAAGAACCAAGGGGUGAUCAAUAAGAAAUUGGAAGAAUGAAACAAAACGUGUUGAUAGCAAUACAGAAGGUAAAAGGAAGAGAAAUAAUAGAAUAUUCCUAAAGAGGAGGUCAACAGAAAAAGCACUGUGAAAUUAAUACAAUGGUAAAGUGGGGGAAGGGAGGAACUGCUGAACAAGAUGAGGUGGGAAAAGACUAUGGUACAAAGGAGGUAAAUGGAUGGCAAAGGAAGGAGUGCUGAGGCAGAUCAGAGCUGCGCAGAGCUUGGUAGGGGGAAAAGAGGAGAGGAUGAGGUAUCAAAGGAAACAAAUGCCUCUGGUGUGAGGAGGACACAGCGUGACUGAUGCAAAGAGAGUGAGAGCACUGCAGGGGGUGGGGCGGGUGGGGGAGUGGAAAAAAAGCAUAGCAGAAAUAGCAGAAAUACCACUGGGCGAAGCCCCAGAAGAGAGAAAUGCCCAAGAGACGGAGAGAAGGCAGAAAUAUCUGGAAGAGAGAAGGAGAGAGAACCUCAUGAGCAUUCAUUUCAUUGGCCUAAUCACUCACUACCCUACCAAAGCCUUUGUAUUUCAUUCCCAAGCCAGAACACAAGCAAAGAGAUGAAAAAGUAGAAUUCCUAUAUACUUCAGCUGAGAGGAGCUUGAAUCUUCCCAGCCCCUGAAAAUCAAAGACCUCAAGGCUCUGAUGUCAUAAACUGCUGGUAUUGCCUUGGCAACCUGACAGGGUUCCUCCCUCCAUGAUGUCAGAGGCAGCUGGUGUUACCUUGAGACCCAUACAGGAACAACUUGCUGCUUUGCUGGGGUGCUGUAUCACCUAUGGGGCCAGGGCCUGGGUUGAAUUUGUAGGAUUUCUGACCCUGGUAGCUUGACGUUGCCUCCCUGGAGCUGUUCUCAGCUCAGAACAACAGUUGUCACAAAUAACUUGCUUGUGAGUGCCUGAGGUUUGCCAGAGCCUGACAGGAGAAAGAGGAAGGAACCUAAGACAGAGCAUUGACGUUGGGAUGGUUGGAUGAAAAGGCAGGCAGAGAUGGCAGAGGAGGACUAGAAAUGGCAGGGCUGGGCCAUCCCAGUAAUUACCACCACCCUAAACACACCCGAGACAGCCAGCCUGGCCAACCACAGGCUCAAGGCAACACACACUGAACAAGACACCCUGCUACUAAACGGGAAGCACAGGCAAGUGUACACGGAGGACCUGGGAAAAUCCAGCCAGGGAAAACAAGCACCUUCACCAACCCCAAAGAAGUACUGGGACAAAGCUGUAGCCAGGUUACCAGCUUCCCCACAUACAAUAAAAAACAACAAACAUACCCCCAACACAGGAAACAAGGCACAUGGAUGAAUAAUUAUUUCCAUUUAUUGAUUACAUCCAGAGUGCCAAUCUCAGUGGACACAACUUCAUGAGGUACUAUUCCCCCGUCCCUUUUUUUUGUUUGUUUGUUUCUUUUUUUUUUUAAAGACAGGGUCUUACUCUGUCACCCAGGCUGGAGUGCAGUGCUAAGAUCUCAGCUCAUUGCAACCUCUGCCUCCCGGGUUCAAGCGAUUCUCCUGCCUCAGCCUCCUGAGUAUCUGGGAUUACAGGUGUGUGCCACAAUGCCCAGCUUAUUUUACUGUAAUUUUAGUAGAGACAGGGUUUCACCAUGUUGGCCAGGCUGAUCUCAAAACUUCUGACCUCAAAUGAUCUGCUGACCUCGGCCUUCCAAAGUGCUGAGAUUAUAGAUGUUACCUGGGCAUGGUGGCACAUGCCUAUAGUCCCAGCUACUGGGAGGGAGGCUGAGGUGUGAGGAUCAUCUAAGCCUGCGAGGCAGAGGCUGCAGUGAGACAAGAUGGUGACACUGCACUCCAGCCUGGGAGACUGAGCAAGACCUUGUCCCCAAAAAUAAAAUGCUCACAAUUGUUUGGAAGGCCCUGAAGUGGAAAUCAUUGUAUGCAAACUUGAUGGUGCCCUGAUAGUCUUUGCUUGGAAAGCCUUUGCCAUGGAGUUGGAUUUGGAGAAAGGGGAGAGGAGAGGAGUUGUUUUGUUUUGUUUUUGGUGGGGUACUAGGGAGGAAAAAGCCAGUCAGGCCCCAUUAGUCCUGCCCUCUCCUUGGUGAUAGUCCCUCUGUAACCACUAGGGAGCAGUAGUGUGUCUUUUCCUCUCUUCAUCAGCCAGAAGUGGGAGGGGGCUGUACCAACAGGAGUCCUGGUCUCGCUGAGGGAUCGGAGGAAGCACACCUUGUCAGCUUUGUCUCCAGCUCUGCCCACCAGCCUGAAUCCACGACCUGGCUCCUCUUCAGUGAGGAGCAGAUUUUGUCCUUUCUCACACUUCAAUUUUGUGGUUCUUCCUUUUGCCCAUGCCCUUUGGCUCUUGUAAUUCUCUGGUUCUUAAGUCUCACUGUUUCCCCUGUCUUGCUCAGUCAGAGCCUGCCUUUUCUGCUUUCCACCUGUGUUUCUGCAACUUUACAUCUGAGCCUCUUAUCUCUGUCUCGUCACAUUUCUCUCUCUCUGUAGCUUUCUGGGUCCUAAUGUGUAUCUUCCCACCUCCCAUGGAAGAAUAUUUGCAGCUCAGUAAUUAUGACUGUGUAUGUUUUUAUUUCUAGGGCAUUAACUCCCAGGCUGAGUCUUGAAAGUAGCACUUCCAUCCUCCCUUUCUCAUCCUGAAGAGUAAACAGAGACUUGGGUCUCGACAGAGGAAGAGGGCAAUACCGAAAGGAAAAAAUGUCUUCUAUUUCUCCACACCUUUAUCUCUGUCGUCACCUUCCUCCCCUCCUCAGCCUUGUGAGGAAACAGUGCAUUAGGGGAGGAAGGUGGAAUGAAGGGGCAGCAGGGAGCUCUGGAGACUAAGGGCCAUUUUGGAGCUGCAAGAUUCAUCUCAGGGGUUGACUACACCCUCAGAACUCUCCACCCUCCCUUGGCUCCAGGCCUCCCUCCUCCCCUCCCCCUCAGUGGCAGCAGCCUUGUAAUUUAAAGCUCUCUCUGUCGCCUCUAAUGUGAUCCUCUCGUUUUAUUGACUCUCUCUGCCGUCUGUGGCGCCCCUUCACAUCAAUCUCCUCUCUAAUCACACCGCCGCCACAGCCUUCUCUGUCUCCCCUAACCCCUCUCCUUCGCAGAGGACCCCCGGCCCUUGACUCUACCCAGGUUGUUCCUGGACCGUCCCAAACUCCACCCUACACCAGAUCCACCUUCUUCCUCCUUUCUCCUCUUGCUUCCUUCGAGGCAGGAAUGUCCGGGCCUUUCAAGGGUCACCUUGUCCCUUUACCCACAUGUGAGAUGUAUCCCCAGGGUUAGAGGAUGGCCUUAGGAAAGCCGGGAACUAAAGGGAAAAAUGGUGAUGGGUGAGGAUGAGCAAGAAUCUUGGCCUGGGGGUGGCAGGAGUGGGAUGACUCUUAGGCCUGUCCAUUUCUGCGCUGUCUCUAGUUCAAGGUAGGAAGGGCAAAGAAAGGGACCUAGAAAUUCAGAGAGGGAAGGAAGGAAAGAUGGAGAAGUGAAAAUGCAAUGAGGGGGAAAAAAAGUGAAAAAAUAAUUGCUGCAGCUAAAGGUUUGUAAUAAAUAAUGGGUGAUGGGAGAAGCUCCGAGAAGAAAGGGGGAGGAGGAAUUGGGGUGGGAGGAGGAUGCACUGAGGCAGAGAUAAAUUUGCAAUUGAAAUUCUUUCCUGAAGAGGAGGAGGGUUAGGUUGGGAGAUGGGGAAGAGAUUUGCAAUUUUAAAUAGCUGUCAAUCUACCCUUGGCCGGAUCGGAAUCUCACCUACAAACUAGCCAAAAGCUAAGCUCCUUUGGCUUCUAGCUAUUAAUCAGCUGUAUAUUUUCCCAGUUCUAGGAAAUAGAUGCUUUGAGAAAGGAUCUAGGAGUUACUACAGGAUUUGGGUCUUAGGUCUGCCUAGCCCUACUCUGAGCUGUGAUCUAGCGUUGUGAGUCAGGAGCCAGGAAUGAGCUGGUAGGUGUAGACAGGGUGAACUCUAGCAUUUGGGCCGGCUGGGAGAGAGCACCCACCUGUGUUCAGCUCUUGGCGGCAGGGCCUACGACAGAGUCCCCUAGCCCAGAGUCAGUUAUUCCCCCUAGGUGGGGAUGUGGAAGGGCGUUGUGGCCCACCCUGUGAGUGACAAUAGAAUGGCAGACCCUCACAAACCAGCACCCUUACCCCCUCCCCCACCACAGAUUCUGCAGGAAGAAUGCCUUUCUCAGUCAACAUCAGGACUUCUGCUUUCUGGUUAUCUAGAAAUCGGCUCUCCUCAGUCCAAUUCCUUCACUUCCCUUUUGGUUCCCCAACUCCCCACCUCCCCAUCCCUUCCACCCCUUUCCCAGGUGCUGAUUUGCAUUUUAAUUAGCAUGGUAAUCCCACCCCACUCAGUGUUCCUUAAUGGCUCUGACUUCUUGCCAGGCUAGACACCCCCAGGAGGAGGGAAGCAGGAAUGGGGCUUUCAUGCUAGGUGGGGCCAGACCAAGGACCCAUUCCAAAUAAAAAAAUCUGGAGGUGAGGGUUACAGGUAGCCCAGGAAAAGAGAGACCAUGCCAUUCAUCCCUUAUCCAAAGCACUACCAGUUUAAUCACUAAAGAUCUGCUAAUAUGAGAGCUAGAGAGGAUGUAGAUGGGCCAACUGGGACCUUAGGGGAAGUUUAGGAUGGUGAGGUAUGGGAACUGGUGAGUUUGAGGGGGAGGUUUCUGAUUUAAAAAAAGAAAAAGGAUGGGAGACUUGGUGCUUCUGUCAGCUGGGGGCAGCCCAGGAAUCCUCAUUUCAUUCAGUGUGUGUGUGUGUGUGUGUGUGUGUGUGUGUGUGUGUGUGUGAGAGAGAGAGAGAGAGAGAGACAGAGAAAGAGAUGGAGUUUCAUUCUUGAAACUCCCAGGCUGGAGUGUAAUGGCGCAGUCCCAGCUCACUGCCACCUCCACACCCCUGCAUCAAGCAGUUCUUCUGCCCCAGCCUCCCAAGUAGCUGGGAUUAUAGGUGCGCCAGCACCCAACUAAUUUUUUUGUAUUUUUAGUGGAGAUGGGGUUUCACCAUGUUGGCUAGGCUGGUCUCAAACUCCUGACCUCAGGUGAUUUGCCUGCCUCAGCCUCCCAAAGUGCUGGGAUUACAGGUGCGAGCCACCACGCCCAGGCUGGAAUCCUCAUUUCUAGUCCUUUGGAGUCUCAUUUUGCCUGUAUUGUGUGUGAGGGACAGUCUAGCUGGGUGGAGUCUAGACCAAAGCUCUGGGGUUUACUUAGUGCCUCAUCACUGAUUUCUAGUUUCACCAUCUUGGAGCUGUGUGACCCUCAGUAGCUUACCUGACCUGUCUGUUUCUUGGCUGCCCCAUCUGUAAAAUAAGGUUGCUGUGAGAUUAAAUGAGAUGAUUAAUAUAAAGCAUUUAACACAGUGCCAGGACCACAGUAUAUGCACCUUCAUAGCUAUUAGUAAUAUUAUUACUAUUACUUAUUAUUUGUUAUCUCUUUCGGGAGGAGAAGGCAACAGACUAGCUGUUAUCUUUUAACUGACCAGAGAAGCUCCCAUCUUUUCCAUGUGCUGUGACCAGAGAUGGAUCUGGAAGGCACUGGAGAGAAGCAUGGUACCUGCAUGCCAGGGGAAAUCAGUUGUGCCCUAUCUCUGGCAAGACUUAGGGAAUUUACCUCUUCAGGGUAUGGAAAAAUCCAAGGAUCUUUCCUAGAAUUCUGCCAUUCAAAAGACACUGUGACAGCAUUGACUGUGGCAGCAUUGUUUUCUGUGCUAAAAAUAGAGCAAUAACUAAAGUCCCCAUCAUUCUGGCUGCUGGAAUGGAGAGAAAAUACAUUGUAGGAGGCAGCAGUGGAAAUGAGAGGCCAAUGUGGUGUCUGUUGCAUUAGUUCAGGAAAGAGAUGAUAAUGGGUUGCCUUCUGUGCUGCCCGGUUUCAGUAGGCCUCAGGAUGAUGUUAGUGAAGGAGAUAAAUGGAGGCAUUGACAUGUUUUAGAGGUCACUGUUGAAUUGGAUAUGUCCAGUGGGUGAGGGCAAGAGAAAACUUUGGGUUUUUAGCCUAAGCAACUAGAUGAAUGUUGGUACCAACUUUUGAGAUAGCAAAGAUGGGGAGGAGCAGGUUCAGGGGACAAAUAGAGUUAGUUCUAGGCCAGGCACGGUGGCUCACGCCUGUGAUCCCAGCACUUUGGGAGGCCAAGUCAGGUGGAUCACCUGAAGUCGGGAGUUUGAGACCAGCCUGACCAACAUGGAGAAACUGUGUCUACUAACAAAAUUAGCCAGGCAUGGUGGUGCAUGCCUGUAAUCCCAGCUACUCAGGGGCUGAGGCAAGAGAAUCGCUUGAACCCGGGAGGCAGAGGGUGCAGUGAGCCGAGAUUGCGCCACUGUGCUCCAGCCUGGGUGACAAAGCGAGACUCCAUCUCAAAAAAUAAAGAGUUCUGAUGUUGGACAUACUACGUUUUGAAGCCUGUCAGACACUAAGUGAAAUUUCAGCAGGGUACUGGCUGUCACGCUGACAUGAGCCCUCAGCACUCCUCCCUCGACCAUGGCCACCCUUAACUCAGCCUCUACCACUGGCACCACCCCCUCCCCUGGGCACAAUGCCCUGUCCCCACCUCCGGACACCUCCUCCUCCAGCACCUCCUCUGAUCCUAUCACCAAAGAUCCUCCUGCUGCCCCCUCCACCUCUGAGAACAUGAGGUCCUCAGAGCCAGGGGGACAGCCCCUGGAGUUGGGCUGUGGCCUUGUCCCACCAAAGGAGAUUGGGAAGCCCCAAGAAGGGCCUGGCUGUGGUCACUUCUCACCAAAUGACCUGGAGAUGGAAAAGGACAAGGAGCAGGAGGAGGAUGAAGGGCUCCCUCCCGUGGAUCUGAGCAACCACUUAUUCUUCACAGCUGGAGGUGAGGCCUACCUAGUGGCCAAGCUGUCCCUGCCAGGUGGCAGUGAACUCCUGUUACCAAAGGGCUUUCCCUGGGGUGAGGUGGGCAUUAAGGAAGAGCCCAGCCUGCCCUUCCUUGCCCAUCCACCCCCCUCACACCUCACUGCCCUUCACAUCCAACAUGGCUUUGACCCAAUCCAAGGCUUUAGCUCUUCUGACCAAAUUCUGUCCCAUGAUACCUCAGCACCAUCUCCGGCUGCCUGUGAGGGAAGGCAUGGAGCUUUCUGGAGCUACCAGCUGGCUCCAGACCCAGCCGGAGAUCCCAAAGAUGGCCCUGUGGGGAACAGCGGGGGCAACCACGUGGCAGUCUUCUGGCUCUGCCUUUUGUGCCGCCUGGGUUUCAGCAAGCCCCAGGCCUUUAUGGGUCAUACACAGUCUCAUGGGGUGAAGCUAACCCCUGCCCAACAUCAGGGCCUGUCAGGUAGCCCAGCUGUGCUCCAGGAGGGGGAUGAAGGCUGCAAGGCCCUCAUAAGCUUUCUGGAACCAAAACUCCCUGCUCGCCCCUCUUCUGACAUACACCUUGACAACAGCAGCACAGUGAACAUGGAGGCAAAUGUGGCCAAGACAGAGGAUGGCCCUACUGAGGCAGACGUCCAGGCCCUUGUCCUCUUGGAUGAAGAAGUCAUGGCCCUCAGCCCACCCUCUCCACCCACAGCCACCUGGGACCCCAGCCAAACCCAAGCCAAAGAAUCGCCAACAUCAGCAGGCGAGGCAGGGCCAGAUUGGUUCCCCGAGGGGCAAGAAGAGGAUGGAGGGCUCUGCCCCCCACUCAACCAAAGCUCACCCACCUCCAAGGAGGGGGGCACUCUCCCUGCCCCAGUGGGCUCCCCCGAAGACCCCAGUGACCCACCCCAGCCCUAUCGCCUGGCUGAUGACUACACCCCAGCCCCUGCAGCCUUCCAGGGCCUCAGCCUGUCCAGCCAUAUGUCCCUGCUCCACUCACGCAACUCCUGCAAGACACUCAAGUGUCCCAAGUGCAACUGGCACUACAAGUACCAGCAGACCCUGGAUGUGCACAUGCGAGAGAAGCACCCUGAGAGCAACAGUCACUGCAGCUACUGCAGUGCUGGGGGUGCCCACCCCCGCCUCGCUCGUGGAGAGAGCUACAACUGUGGCUACAAACCCUACCGGUGUGACGUCUGCAACUACUCCACCACCACCAAAGGCAACCUCAGUAUCCAUAUGCAGUCUGACAAACACCUGGCCAACCUGCAGGGCUUCCAAGCUGGCCCUGGUGGGCAAGGAAGUCCCUCAGAGUCAUCACUCCCACCCUCUGCAGGAGACAAAGAGCCUAAGACCAAAUCACCCUGGCAGUGCAAGGUGUGCAGCUACGAGACAAACAUCUCCCGCAACCUGCGCAUCCAUAUGACCUCUGAGAAGCACAUGCAGAAUGUCCUAAUGCUGCACCAGGGGCUGCCGUUGGGCCUGCCACCUGGACUGGUGGGGCCAGGCCCUCCUCCCCCACCAGGGGCUGCCCCCACUAACCCCCCUGAACUCUUCCAGUACUUUGGGCCCCAGGCCCUAGGGCAGCCUCAGACUCCCUUGCCUGGCCCAGGGCUGAGGCCAGACAAGCCCCUGGAAGCCCAGCUGCUUCUCAAUGGUUUCCAUCACCUUGGAGCACCUGCCCGCAAGUUCCCUACACCUGCACCUGGAAGCCUAUCCCCUGAUGCCCACCUGCCUCCAAGUCAGCUCCUGGGUUCCUCAUCCGACAGCCUGCCCACCUCACCACCCCCAGAUGAUAGCCUGUCCCUGAAGGUGUUCCGCUGCCUAGUGUGCCAGGCCUUCAGCACAGACAGUCUGGAGCUGCUGCUCUACCACUGCAGCAUAGGCCGGAGCCUCCCAGAAGCUGAAUGGAAAGAGGUGGCUGGUGACACCCACCGCUGCAAGCUUUGCUGCUAUGGCACCCAGCUCAAGGCCAACUUCCAACUCCACCUCAAGACUGACAAACAUGCUCAGAAGUACCAGCUGGCAGCCCACCUGCGGGAAGGGGGUGGGGCUGUAGGCACCCCUUCCCCACUGCCCCUGGGAGAUGGGGCUCCUUAUGGGUCCAUCUCCCCGCUGCACCUGCGCUGCAACAUCUGUGACUUUGAGUCCAACAGCAAGGAGAAGAUGCAGCUGCAUGCCAGGGGUGCAGCCCACGAAGAAAACAGCCAAAUCUAUAAGUUUCUGCUGGAAAUGGAGGGAGCGGAGGCAAGGGCAGAGCUGGGGCUAUACCACUGUCUGUUGUGUGUGUGGGAGACACCCUCCCGCUUGGCUAUGCUACAACACCUGCGCACACCUGCCCACCGAGAUGCCCAGGCCCAGAGGCGUCUGCAGCUGCUACAGAAUGGCCCAACUGCUGAGGAAGGACCCGAAGCUCUUCAGAGCAUCCUGAGCUUCAGCCACAGGCAGCUCCAAACUCCCGGGAAGGCUCCUGUCACCCCCACAGCUGAGCCACCCAUCCCUGAGAAAGAUGCCCAGAACAAGACAGAACAAUUGGCUUCAGAAGAGACAGAGAACAAGACUGGCCCUUCCAGAGACAGUGCCAACCAGACCAUGGUCUACUGCUGUCCAUACUGCAGCUUCCUGAGCCCAGAGUCCAGCCAGGUGAGGGCUCAUACACUCUCCCAGCAUGCAGUGCAGCCCAAGUACAGAUGCCCGCUGUGCCAGGAGCAGCUGGUGGGCCGGCCUGCCCUGCACUUCCACCUUAGCCACCUUCACAAUGUGGUGCCGGAGUGUGUUGAGAAGCUGCUGCUUGUAGCUACAACCGUAGAGAUGACAUUUACAACCAAAGUGCUGUCUGGACCCACAUUAAGCCCUCUGGAUGAUGGCCAAGAACCCCCCACUCAUGGGCCAGAGCCUACACCCAGCAGAGACCAAGCAGCAGAAGGCCCUAACCUGACCCCAGAAGCCAGUCCAGAUUCUCUUCCUGAGCCUCCCCUGGCCUCAGCUGAGGCCCCAGACAAACCCUCGGGAAGCCCUGGUCAACCCCCUUCUCCAGCCCCAUCUCCAGUCCCUCAGCCUGAUGCCCAAGUUGAAGAUGUAGCUCCUCUGCCCACCAUGGCUGAGGAGGAAGAGGGGACCACUGGGGAGCGCUCUGCAGAGCCAGCUCCAGCUGACCCUCGCCAUCCUCUGACCUAUCGGAAAACCACCAACUUUGCCCUGGACAAGUUUCUCGACCCUGCCCGGCCCUAUAAAUGCACUGUGUGUAAGGAGUCCUUCACCCAGAAGAAUAUUCUGUUGGUUCAUUAUAAUUCUGUCUCCCACCUUCAUAAGAUGAAGAAGGCUGCCAUUGACCCCUCCGCCCCUGCCCGGGGAGAGACUGGUGCCCCACCUACCAGCACUGCUGCCACAGACAAGCCCUUUAAGUGUACAGUCUGCCGAGUCUCCUACAACCAGAGCUCCACCCUGGAGAUCCACAUGCGGUCAGUUCUGCAUCAGACUCGCUCUCGGGGAACCAAGACUGACUCCAAGAUUGAAGGGCCAGAGCGAAGCCAAGAAGAGCCCAAGGAAGGCGAGACAGAGGGGGAGAUGGGCACUGAGAAGAAGGGCCCAGACCCCAGUGGCUUCAUAUCUGGACUGCCUUUCCUGUCCCCUCCCCCACCGCCCUUGGACCUGCACCGAUUCCCAGCCCCUCUCUUCACCCCACCACUCUUGCCCCCAUUCCCUCUGGUGCCCGAAUCACUGCUUAAGCUCCAGCAGCAACAGCUGCUCCUGCCCUUCUACCUCCACGAUCUCAAGGUGGGGCCCAAACUGACGUUAGCUGGGCCUGCACCCAUGCUGUCCCUGCCAGCUGCCACUCCUCCUCCCCCACCGCCACCUCCAAAGGCUGAGCUGACUGAGCAGGAGUGGGAGCGGCCCCCCAUGGCCAAAGAGGGUAAUGAGGCAGGGCCUUCCUCAUCCCCUCACCCACUGCCCAACGAGGCUGCCCGCACUGCAGCCAAAGCCCUUCUAGAAAACUUUGGCUUUGAGCUGGUGAUUCAGUACAAUGAAGGAAAACAAGCUGUGCCCCCUCCCCCUACCCCACCUCCACCUGAGGCCCUCGGGGGUGGGGACAAGCUGGCCUGUGGGGCCUGUGGGAAACUCUUCUCCAAUAUGCUUAUCCUAAAGACACAUGAGGAACAUGUCCAUCGCCGCUUUCUGCCCUUUGAAGCCCUGAGCCGUUAUGCUGCUCAGUUUCGAAAGAGCUAUGACAGCCUAUACUCACCCCCUGCAGAGACCCCCAGACCUCCUGAUGGGUCUCUGGAUUCACCUGCUCCCCAACUGGCCCCACCUUUCCUGGUCCCAGAGCCUGAGGCAGCGGGGACCCGUGCCCCUGAAGAGCAAAGCCGAGCAGGGGGACGCUGGCCUGCAGAGGAGGAAGAAAGCUCCAGAGGGAAUAUUCCUCCUCUGCUGCCUGCCGGCCGCCGGUUCUCCAGAACCAAGUUCACAGAGUUCCAGACCCAAGCCCUGCAGUCUUUUUUUGAGACUAGUGCCUACCCCAAAGACGGAGAGGUGGAGCGACUCGCAAGUCUGUUGGGUCUGGCUAGCCGUGUGGUGGUGGUGUGGUUCCAGAAUGCCCGCCAGAAAGCACGUAAAAAUGCCUGUGAGGGUGGGCCCAUGCCAACCGGAGGAGGCACUGGGGGAGCCUCUGGCUGCAAGCGUUGCCACGCCACUUUCUCCUGUGUUUUUGAGUUGGUGCGCCACCUCAAGAAGUGCUAUGAUGACCAGAACCCUGAAGAGGAGGAGGAAGAGGCAGAGAGAGGGGAAGAGGAGGAAGAGGUGGAAGAGGAAGAAGUAGAGGAGGAACAGAGCCUUGAACCCCCAGCAGGGCCUGAGGGUCCAUUACCAGAGCCUCCAGAUGGGGAGGAGCUGAGCCAAGCAGAGGCAACAAAGGCAGGAGGCAAAGACCCUGAAGAGAAGCCUACUCCGUCACCUUCCCCAGCCCACACCUGUGACCAGUGUGCCAUUUCUUUCUCCAGCCAGGACCUCCUGACCAGUCACCGCCGACUACAUUUCCUGCCAUCUGUGCAGCCCAGUGCUCCCCCGCAACUACUAGAUCUGCCCUUGCUGGUGUUUGGGGAGAGAAGCCCCCUGGUGGCAGCCACCUCACCAAUGCCAGGGCCACCUCUUAAACGGAAGCUUGAGGAUGGCAGCUUGUCUCCCACAGGCAGUGAAGCAGGGGGAGGAGGGGAGGGCGAGCCCCCCAGGGACAAGCGCCUGCGCACCACCAUCUUACCUGAACAGCUGGAGAUCCUGUACCGUUGGUACAUGCAGGAUUCCAACCCAACACGCAAGAUGCUCGACUGCAUCUCUGAGGAGGUGGGGCUCAAAAAGCGAGUGGUACAGGUCUGGUUCCAGAAUACCAGAGCCCGGGAGAGGAAAGGCCAGUUUCGAAGUGCCCCUGGAGGGGUGCCUAGUCCAGCAGUCAAGCCCCCUGCCACAGCUACCCCUGCAUCUUUGCCCAAGUUCAACCUCUUGUUGGGCAAGGUAGAUGAUGGCACUGGGAGGGAGGCCCCAAAGAGGGAAGCACCUGCUUUUCCCUACCCCACAGCCACCCCUGCUUCUGGGCCCCUGACUUUUCUGCCACCUGGGAAAGAGGCCACCACCCCAACACCAGAGCCACCUCUCCCUCUACCACCUCCCCCUCCACCCAGUGAGGAAGAGGGCCCAGAUGACCCACCUAAAGCUUCUCCAGAGAGUGAGGCUUGCAGUCUGUCUGCAGGAGAUCUGAGUGAUUCGUCUGCUUCCAGCCUGGCUGAACCAGAAUCCCCUGGGGCUGGAGGGACCAGUGGGGGACCUGGAGGUGGGACUGGGGUUCCAGAUGGAAUGGGGCAGCGGCGCUACAGGACCCAGAUGAGCAGCUUGCAGCUGAAGAUCAUGAAAGCCUGCUAUGAAGCUUACCGUACCCCCACCAUGCAGGAGUGUGAGGUGCUGGGGGAGGAGAUUGGGCUGCCCAAGAGAGUCAUCCAGGUCUGGUUCCAGAACGCUCGUGCCAAGGAAAAGAAGGCCAAACUACAGGGGGCAGCCACUGGGAGCAAUGGGGUCAGCAGUGAGGGCCCCUUGGCAGCCCAGCGCACCGACUGCCCCUACUGUGAUGUCAAGUAUGAUUUCUAUGUCUCCUGCCGAGGCCAUCUCUUUUCCCGUCAGCACCUGGCCAAGCUCAAGGAGGCAGUCCGAGCCCAGCUGAAGAGUGAAAGCAAGUGCUACGACUUGGCCCCGGCACCUGAGGCUCCCCCAGCUCCCAAGGCCCCACCCGCCACCACACCUGCUUCCAUGCCCCUCGGGGCUGCCCCAACCUUGCCUCGCCUGGCCCCGGUUCUCUUGUCUGGUCCAGCUCUGGCUCAACCCUCGCUGGGCAACUUAGCUCCUUUCAAUUCAGGCCCGGCAGCCUCCUCAGGCCUCCUUGGCCUCGCCACUUCGGUCCUGCCUACCACCACAGUAGUCCAGACUGCUGGCCCAGGCCACCCCUUACCUCAGAGACCUGUGCCUGAGCAAACCAACACCUCCACAGCAGGCACCACUGACCCGGUCCCCGGCCCUCUUGCUGAGCCCUUGGGGGACAAGGUCUCCGGUGAGCAAAAGCCAGUUGCAGCCCCCACCACCUCCUCCAAUGAUGCCCUCAAGAACCUCAAAGCAUUGAAGACCACUGUCCCAGCCCUAUUGGGGGGCCAGUUCCUGCCCUUUCCAUUGCCCCCUGCAGGGGGGACAGCACCGCCAGCUGUCUUUGGCCCCCAGCUACAAGGAGCCUACUUCCAACAGCUCUAUGGCAUGAAGAAGGGGCUAUUUCCCAUGAACCCUGUGAUACCUCAGACCCUCAUUGGGCUGCUCCCCAAUGCCCUCCUCCAGGCACCACCCCAGCCCCUUGAGCCCACAGCCACAGCACCUCCAAAGCCUUCUGAAUUGCCUGCUCCAGGGGAGGGGGACGCUGGUGAGGCUGACGAGCUGCUGACAGGCAGCACUGGCAUCUCCACCGUGGAUGUAACCCAUCGCUACCUGUGCCGCCAGUGCAAGAUGGCAUUUGACGGGGAGGCCCCGGCUGCUGCCCACCAGAGAUCCUUCUGCUUCUUUGGGCGGGGCCCUGGGGGCUCCAUGCCACCCCCAUUGCGGGUGCCCAUCUGCACCUACCACUGCCUGGCAUGUGAGGUGCUGCUGAGUGGGCGUGAAGCCCUGGCCUCCCACCUGCGCUCCUCGGCCCAUAGGCGCAAGGCAGCCCCGCCUCCAGGGGGCCCACCCAUCUCUGUCACCAACGCCGCCACUGCUGCCUCGGCUGCUGUGGCAUUUGCCAAAGAGGAAGCAAGAUUACCUCACACGGACUCCAACCCAAAAACUACUACUACCUCUACACUUCUAGCUUUAUAAACAGAUAAACCAAGAUGGGGAGAGGGGAGGGCCUCAGGGCUCCCUCUUUUACCCCAAGGGGUGUUUGGUGGGAGCUCAAAUCCCUCACCCCCCCCCCCCGGCCCUGCCCACCUCAUGGGAACUAUUCAGUUCCCACCCUCAGUGGGCACCACACACCCCACCUCCAGCAGAGUCCUGCCUCCUCCCAGUCCCCACAGGCACACACACUGAUCCUCAUCCUCAGCUCCUUGCAAAGUAGCCCUUGCCCAUCUUGGCACCGUGAUUGUUCAUACAUGUCUGCCUACCACACACAAAAUAUAUCCUUGGUUCUAUCUUCCUUUUCCUCACUGAAUUCCCAGUCCCCCCACCCCCAUAAAUGCAUAUACACACAUACACAUGCACACACACAUUAUCCCAUGACGUUCCACUGAGAAAACACCAAAAAAUUUUGAAAAAGAAGAUAAAAAGAAGAAAAAGGAGAAACAAAAACGAAAACCCAAGGCAAAGAAGGGGGAAGGAAAACAAACUUUGCCACUCCCCCUUCUCCUUCCCCUUGUCUAGAGCGCCAUACCGCUCACAAACUCUUUCCAAAUACUCAGUUGGCUCCCAAUGUUGGAGCCUGGGACGGGCAGGGAGCCCACAAAACUCUAACCAAACUGGAGGCUGGCAGGGGAGAAGUGCUUCCGGUUCACUCUCCCUCCUAACCCUCUCCUUGCCUGACAGGGGAGCCGCUACGGCCUGGACUCUAGGGGAAGCCACCGCCAGAAACCCCUCUGCCAACCCCUACCCUGCACCCUGGGAACUGCAGUAACUUAUUCUCAAAGGCUUUAAACACAGAGAUACUCUCAGCAGCCGUGGGCCCGCCCCUUGUCCUAGCCCUGCCACUUGAGGGUCCAGCCUCCAGGGGCAGGCACUGCCCACCAACGGCAAAUCCAAAGUUCUUUAAAAAAAAAAAAAACUGAAACACAACCAAAAAAAAACGAGAGUGAGAGAGUGCGUGCACAUGCGCACGAAAGAGAAAUGGAGAGACCAGAGGAAUGAACUAAAGAUAAACUUGGAAAAUACAGAGAAAAAAAACAACUCUCCGAUCAAACAAGUGGUUUUUCCUAUUUGUGUCACUCCCUAUGCCCUGUCCCACCCCCACCCCCCAGUUUGAGGUUUUCUUUAAACCACCUCAUCUUUGGAAGAUCAAACAGCUUUAACUCCUUGCUUUGGGUCUGGUGGUCCUCGAAGGACUGAAGUCAGUGCAACCUUCCCCUGACUAUACAGUCUCAGAGGUGGGAGCUGGCAAUAUAGGGAGAAGAACCUGAACUCAGGGGGAAAGACAUGUCCCAGUUCCCUGAAUUGAGUAUUUAUUAGAAGAGGUAAUAGCCCUUCAUUUCCAGCUUUGAGUUAGAAAAGUCAGUGUCACCACAAGUAUUUUGGCAGUCCCAGGAAGAAAGGGGUGAGUGGGAUAUUUAAUUUCUGAAUCUGAGAUCUGCUGCUCUUUCAUCUCCUACCUUUUCCUCGCAUUUACUUUUUUCACAAAUCCCUAAUCCUGCUGCCCUCCCUAGAGGCCCACCUUUGCUGGGUCCCUUGUUCCCUUCCCUCCAAUCUCCUUUUCUUCCCACUUGUCCUCUGCCCUUGCUCCUGCUCUCUCCAGUCCAGCCCAGCCCAGCUCUUCCAUUAAGCAGCAGCUGUUGGGAGGCAUUCCCAAGGGAGUUGGGAGUCUGUCCAUGAGGCUCAUGGGGGUCUAGAGCUGAUACGAAUUGAGGGGAUGGGGUGGGCAAGGAAAUGACUGAAGCACAGGUCAAUCUUUGAUAGGGUGAUAUCACCAAGGGAACAGACAGAACCCAGAAGAACGUUCCCUAUACCUAAGCAAAUGGUUUCUAUAGCCACUGCGCCCGGCCCUCCAAUUCAUAUUCUCAUACAAAUUCGCCCAGCCCUGGAAUUUAGAUUUUCUGCCGUCAUUCACAUCACAUUCUGUGAACAUGUUAAUACUGAAGCAGUGGCUUAUAUGCAGAUGGGAUGGGAGGGAGGAGAAAGUUCAGCUCAAUCAGUGGCCCCCAUAUAUUCUAUGAGUCUCACUUUCUGUCCUAUUCACUCCUAAAAUACUCCCAACUCUAGCAAAUUAGGGGUGGGGUAAAGUUAGUUUUCUAACCUACAGCAAAUUAGGUGGAGUUAGUUUUCUAACUCCACCCCAAUUUCUGAUACCAAAAAUGCCAGUUACAAAUGUAGGCAACAGGAGAGAAACUGACCACUGCGGUCUUGUGCUUUCUGCCACAUUUCUUUUCUCGCCUCUCUUGUACCGCUCCCCCGCUGUCCUUUUCUCUCUCGUGUUGAAAUUCUGUGUAUAAAACUAUUUUUUUAGCAGCAUGUAUAUGAAAAGAAAGGUUUUUCAUUUGUGCUUUCUGGGAAUGUGA